Caretta caretta (loggerhead turtle) is the source of this 906-nucleotide messenger RNA. The record is from RefSeq and is a predicted model, not a curated record. Lineage: Eukaryota; Metazoa; Chordata; Testudines; Cheloniidae.
GGGAGCAUGGAGGGGACGGGGAGACAGCACCUGCUGCAGACCCUGGCAGGGCUGGGGAAGGACGAGCUCCGGAGAUGGAAAGAGAAGCUGAGCAAAGUACCACUGAAGGAGGGAUACCAGCGCAUCCCCCAGGCCCUCCUGGAGGGAGCCGAUCCGGGGGCCCUGGCCGAGCUGCUGAUCAGCUACUAUGGGGAGGAGUAUGGGCUGCAGCUGGCUUUGCUCGCCCAGACUUUAUGCAGUGCAGAACAAGCUGCAAUGGAAGUCUCAAGGGCAGCUGGCUCUGUGUCACACCUCUCCGAGGUCACCGAUGAGCAGCUGGGGAGCAGUCUUUCAGUGCUUCAGAGGAAAAAACAAAAAUCCUUGCCCAGCCGGCCUCUGCCUUGGGAGUGGCUCAGCAAGCUGACGGGCAAGAAGGGGAAGCAGCAUCAAGCCUCCCCAGGCGGAUCCUUCAGUGAAGAGACUCAAUCCACCCCUGGGUCUAGUACAGGGACAGAGGCGGCAGGAGACCCCAUGAGGGAACAGGGCCCUGUCUCACAGCCCUCUGAGGACGUCAACGUGCUGCGGGAUAUGGGGUUGAUGCCGCCUGAGGGGAGCAGGUUUUCAGGGAGAACAGUGAUGAUGAAGGUCGUCUUCCCUGGCCUGAGUUUACCUAAACCUUCGCGGUGGAUAAGGAAGUUGCAGGGCAAGAAGGCGAAGCCGCAUCAGGCCUUCACAGGCACCUUCCCACAACGCUCCCAGAGCACUGUGCAUCAUCCCCAGGAGGAGUCUGUUUAUGGCAGUGUCCCUCAGGAACCUCCUGCCCUGCCGGCUGGGGCCGUGGGAGAAGUCACACUGAUGUCGGGGAAGAAAAAGACCGGGGGUCCCGUUCCCCCUGUGCUGGAGGCACUCGGUGGGGGGCCAGAGUGA